UUUUUGAAAGUAAAUAUGAAGGGAACUGCUUGCUCUUUCUCUCUCUUUCUCUCUCUCUCUCACUCACUCACUCUCUCUCUCCGAAGGCUGGGUAACUGCAGUAUUACAGAUGAAGCCUGUGCUGCUCUGGCUUCAGCUUUCAGAACAAACCCAUCACACCUAAGAGAGUUGGAUCUGAGUGGGAAUAAAGUAGGAAACUCUGGAGUGAAGCACCUCUAUAAAUUAUUAACGCAUUCAAAGAGCCCUCUGGAAAAACUACAUCUUUCCUUCUGCAGUAUAAAAGAGGAAGGAUAUGCUGGUCUGGCUUCAGUUCUGAAAUCAAACCCCUCAUCACACCUGAUAGAGCUGGAUCUCAGAGGAAAUGAUCCUGGAAAUAUAGGAGUGAAGAUGCUCACUGAUCUAUUAGAGGAUCAUAACUGUAAACUGAAGACUCUGAGGUUGUUGAAAAGUUCUGCAGCAGAGGAAGUCUGUAAUUCUCUGACUAAAGUUCUAGGAAUAAACCCCUUACUGCAGAGAGAGCUGGAUCUGAGUGGAAAAAUAGGAGAUUCAGAAAUGAAUAAGAUCUCUGAUCUACUGCAGGAUUCACACUGCAGAACUCAGAAACUUAAGCUGAAUAAGAGCAGUAUUACAGAAAAAGUUUGUGCUGCUCUAUCAUCCGCUCUUUGUUCAAAUUAUUCACACCUGAUAGAGCUGGAUCUGAGUGAGAAUAAACUAGGAAACUCUGGAGUGAAGCAGAUCACCAAACUACUAAGUGAUUCAAACAGCAACCUUGAAAAGCUAAAUAUCUCAGACUGCAAUAUAACAGGCGCAGGAUAUGCUGAUCUGGCUUCAGCUCUGAAAUCAAACCCCUCAUCACACCUGAUAGAGCUGGAUCUCAGAGGGAACGAUCCUGGAGAUAAAGGAGUGGAGGAGCUCACUGAUUUACAAAAAGACCCAAAAUGUAAACUGAAGACAUUGAGACUGUUGAAAAGCAGUGAUGCAGAGAAAGCCUACAAUUGUCUUAAUAUGCUUCUGCGUAAAAACCCCUUACUGCAGAAAGAGUUAGAUCUGAGCAGGACUGAACUAAAAGACAUCAAAGUGCAGCAGCUGUGUGCUCUACUGGAGGAUCCACACUACAGACUGAAGAAACUUAAGCUGUAUAAAUCAGGCAAUAUUACAGAGAGAGAGUGUGCUGCUCUGAUUUCUGCUCUGAUUGUAAACCCCUCACACCUGAGAGAUCUGGAUCUGAAUGAGAAUAAACUAAAUGAAUCAGGAGUGCAGAAGCUCUGCAUUCUACUGAAGAAUCAUCUCUGUAAACUGGAGAAACUGACGCUAAAUAAGACCAGUAUUAAGGGCAAAGGCUGUGCUGAUCUGGCAUCAGCUCUUUCUUCAAAACCUUCACACCUAAGAGAGCUGGAUCUGAGUGAGAAUGAAAUUGAGGAUUUAGGAUUGAAGCAUUUUUGUGCUGUACUGAAGGCUCAGGAGUGUAAACUAGAAAAACUACUGCUAAAAAACUGUGGUAUAGAAGAGGAAGGCUGUGCUGCUCUGGCUGCAGCUCUGAAAUCAAACUCCUCACACCUGAAAGAGCUUAACCUGUGUGAAAACAAACUAGGAAUUUCAUUGAAUGAGCUUGCUGAAGUGCUGAAGAAUUCAGGAUGCAAGAUACAAUUGGACUCCACAUUUAUGACACGUAUUAAAGGAGGUUUAAAAUCAGUAUUUUCUUGGUUGGGAGGUACUGCUGAAAAAUCAAAAACAGUAGGUGAAACCAUGACUGUAAAGACAGAGAUGGAAACAGGAGGAGAAGAUACAGGUGACAAGCAAACAAUGGAAAUUGGAGUGGAUGAGGCAAACAGGCCAACAGUGCAGAGUGCCCAAGAGACCAGAACUGAACGUAACCCAGCGGUGGAGACUUCAGAGAGCAUGACGAUGGUAGCAGAUUCACUAAGAAAAUCCCAGAAACAGUUCACACACUAGAUCCACUCACAUCCACUCUGAAAAAAUAUGGAAACAAUGGAAAUUAAUGUGUUCAAUGAAUAAAACCUAUUUUACAAAUGUCAGAAAUAAAUCACAAAUCAUCUUCACUUUCUUGUUAUUACAGAUUCUACCCCAGCCCCCCAGGCAGGUGGUACAGCAGAAUUACCUGUGUUGCAAUGUGGUGCACUGAGCCCUCUUUUAUAGAAUCUUUUUACGGUUAUUUAUUUUAAUAUGUUAAUUGCUCACGCUGACUUUUAUUCUCUAUAAAAGAUGCACAGUACUUUCUUUGCUGGAUGAAACAUGUUUUUUUCAGAGUCAGUGUGCAGGCUCAUUCAGAGCUCAGUUAAGAUCAGUAAGAGCUUAUUAUUGCUUUGGUUAGUCAGAGUAACAGUACAGCGCCACUGCUGUGUGACUUGAUGUGUGAAGGGCUGUGUCUCAUGUCCUGACAGUAGUAUUGGAUCAUCUCUAAAGAGCACAUAUAUAAACCUUAUUAAGUUGACCAUUAUAAGACCUUAUUAUACAAUGGAGGAAAACAGUUGGUAUCACUGUUAGUCCUCUGAUUGUAUUCCAGUCAAAUUUAAUUUAAUGUAAUUUCCUUCAUCUGAUUAACAUAAGACUGCAUUGCUUGUCCAGCUGUAAUUGUUAUCAGAGAUGAUCUUACAAGAACUCAGAAAAGUGGAGGGUCUUCUGAAAGAAGAAUGAACUCUUGAGAUCUUUGUCUCUUUGAUGCUCCUUUUGUUCCAGGCUGGGUUGAUUCCUAAAUACAUCACAAAAGCUCUAGAGGAGACCCUUGACUACAGCUUUAAAAAGUGCUGUAUCAUUACCUUUGGAAACAUAUUUGAGCAAAAUGAUUAACUUACAAAAUUACAACUUAGAAAUAUGUUUCCUAUACUGUGAUCAAGUAUUACAUUAAAAAGAUUUUUUAGUACUGACAGCUAUGCCACUCUAAGACUACCAAGUCUUGAUUUGUAAAGAUCAACAGAGCAUUAGUUUUAUGCCUUGACGAGUGUCAUUUACAUCUUCAAUUUCUUCUUUAAAAAGAUGGGACAGUGUAAAGCGUUUUAUAUAUAUAUA
This is a messenger RNA of Colossoma macropomum (tambaqui), 3027 nucleotides long. Its product is annotated as ribonuclease inhibitor-like. Gene Ontology annotation, molecular function: protein binding. The transcript has 10 exons. The record is from RefSeq and is a predicted model, not a curated record. NCBI's taxonomy places the organism in Eukaryota, Metazoa, Chordata, Actinopteri, Characiformes, Serrasalmidae. The coding region runs from base 16 to 1953 and encodes 645 amino acids.